This is a messenger RNA of Nyctereutes procyonoides (raccoon dog), 1441 nucleotides long. RefSeq names its product G protein-coupled receptor 39 (gene GPR39). Gene Ontology annotation, biological process: G protein-coupled receptor signaling pathway. The record is from RefSeq and is a predicted model, not a curated record. The transcript is spliced from 2 exons. Gene Ontology annotation, molecular function: G protein-coupled receptor activity. NCBI's taxonomy places the organism in Eukaryota, Metazoa, Chordata, Mammalia, Carnivora, Canidae. Bases 161 to 1438 code for a protein of 425 amino acids. Gene Ontology annotation, cellular component: membrane.
CGCUCCAGGAAGUCUCCCUGAAAGCACCAGAAACUCCAAGUCACUUUUUCCAGGUGAGCGCGGGUGAGGAGGCCCCGCGGCGCGCACUGGGCGGGUCGCAGCAGCUUUGGCCUCCGCGGAGGGGCAGGAAGGGUCUGCGGACCUGGUGGCCGCCGCCUUCAUGGCUUCACACCGGGGCCCCGGCAGUGACUGCUCCUCUGUCAUCGAUCACACCCAUGUGCCCGAGUUCGAGGUGGCCACCUGGAUCAAAAUCACCCUCAUCCUGGUGUACCUGGCCAUCUUCGUGGUGGGCAUUCUGGGGAAUAGCGUCACCAUCCGCGUCACCCAGGUGCUGCAGAAGAAAGGCUACCUGCAGAAGGAGGUGACGGACCACAUGGUGAGCCUGGCUUGCUCGGACAUCCUGGUCUUCCUCGUUGGCAUGCCCAUGGAGUUCUACAGCAUCAUCUGGAACCCCCUGACCACGCCCAGCUAUGCCCUGUCCUGUAAGAUCCACACUUUCCUCUUUGAGGCCUGCAGCUACGCCACCCUGCUGCACGUGCUGACGCUCAGCUUCGAGCGCUAUGUGGCCAUCUGCCACCCCUUCAGGUAUAAGGCCCUGUCGGGGCCCUGCCAGGUGAAGCUGCUGAUCGCCUUUGUCUGGGUCACCUCCACCCUGGUGGCGUUGCCCUUGCUUUUCGCCAUGGGAGUCGAGUACCCACUGGUGCACGUGCCCAACCACGCGGGUCUCUCCUGCAACCGCACCCGCACCCGGCACCACGAGCGCCCCGAGACCUCCAACAUGUCCAUCUGUACCAACCUCUCCAGCCGCUGGACUGUCUUCCAGUCCAGCAUCUUCAGCGCCUUCAUCAUCUACCUCUUGGUCCUGGUCUCCGUGGCCUUCAUGUGCUGGAACAUGAUGCAGGUGCUCAUGAGGAGCAACCAGGGCACGCUGGCCAGGAAGGGGCAGCCACAGCAGCUGAAGAAGUCAGAGAGCGAGGAGAGCAGGACCUCCAGGAGGCAGAUCAUUAUCUUCCUGAGGCUGAUCGUGGUGACCUUGGCCGUCUGCUGGCUGCCCAACCAGGUGCGGAGGAUCAUGGCAGCGGCGCAGCCCAAGCACGACUGGACGAGGCCCUACUUCCGCGCCUACAUGCUGCUGCUCCCCGUCUCCGACACCUUCUUCUACCUGAGCUCCGUCGUCAACCCGCUGCUGUACAACGUGUCCUCGCAGCAGUUCCGCACCGCGUUCGGCCAGGUGCUGCGCUGCCGCCUGGCGCUGCCGCCCGCCCGGCACCGCGGGCACCUGCGCGGCCCCGACCCCGCGCCCUCGGGGCGCCGCCCCCUCCUCGCCGCCGCGCCCCCGCCCGGUUCCCCUGCGGCGACCCCCCAGGUGCGCUUGGCUACUUUCCAGAGCGAGCCCGAGCCCAAGCCCCACAACGGGUUGCAGGAGCAAGAGGUGUGAAUG